CAGACCCGAUGUGAAAUGGAGAAGUACCUGACGCCCCAGCUCCCUCCCAUUCCCACCCUUCACGAGCAUAAAAAAUACCGGCGAGACAGUGCCUCGGUGGUCGACCAGUUCUUCACUGACAGCGACGGGUUGCCUUACAGCAUCAACAUGAACGUCUUCCUCCCCGACAUCACGCACCUGAGGACGGGCCUGUACAAACCGCAGAGGCCGCCGGUCCCCCACAUCAAGACGGAGCCUGUCAACGCCUUCAGCCACCAGAGCGAAACUGUCCCUCCCGGCCCCGGCUCGACUCAGGCCCUCCCCGAGUUCACGAGCAUCUUCAGCUCCCACCAGAACCCCGAUGUGAACAACAUCUUUAUCAAGCAGGAGAUGCCCACGCCGGAUCUUCACCUUUCCAUCUCGGCCCCCCAGCAGGGCCAACUCUAUCAGCUCCUCAGUUCUCCGGAUCUAGAUAUGCCGAACCCGACCACGCAAGCCGCGGUGAUGGACUCCCUCAGCAGCGUCUCUAUGUCAUCCACCAUGGCGGGCCUGAACACCCUGUCGCCUGCGAUGCCCCAGACGACGAUGAAGCCCUUCCAAGGGAUCCCUCAGUGCACGUACACCAUGCCAAACCAGUUCCUUCAGCAGCAAGCCCCUUAUUUCCCGCCUUCUCCCCCCAGCUCGGAGCCCGGCAGUCCAGACAGGCAAGCCGAAUUGCUACAGAAUCUGACCCCCCCUCCGUCCUAUGCCGCCACCAUCGCGUCCAAGAUGGUGAUUCACAAUCCCAGUUUGCCUGCGAACCUCCCAAUGAAUACGCCCACCAUGCCGACGGUCAGAUACAACAGGAGGAGUAAUCCCGACUUGGAGAAGAGACGCAUUCACUACUGUGAUUAUCCUGGUUGCACUAAAGUAUAUACGAAGUCUUCCCACUUAAAAGCACACCUGCGGACUCAUACUGGAGAGAAGCCAUACAAAUGUUCCUGGGAAGGAUGUGACUGGAGAUUCGCUCGCUCCGAUGAGCUGACCCGCCACUACAGGAAGCACACCGGAGCCAAGCCUUUCCAGUGCGCCGUGUGCAACCGCAGCUUCUCCCGAUCUGACCACUUGGCCCUGCACAUGAAGAGACAUCAGAACUAGGGCCAGCCAGGGACUUCCUCCUCCACGAAGGCUGGGGUGGUAUCUAUGCAACACCUUCGUAACUCGACUUCGAGUAUACGGUUUCAGUUAGGAUUUUAGAUUUUAAGUAUUUUGUGUAUGAACUCUUCUUGCUUUUUAAAACAGGAAAGUAAAAAAAACAAACAAAACAAAACUGGAAAUGUGUAUUUUGUAAUAUUUAUGAGGAAACAGGGGAAGACACUGUGUUGUCAUACUUGGGGAAGUGUCCUGCCAUUUUAAGGCUGUACAGAUUUUGCUGUUCACAAGGCUUCAUCUCAGGGCCACCUGCCAUUGAUGUAUAUUUUGCAGAUAUGGACUGGUUAGUGCCGCAUGGGUAUCCGCAAACAAAAGCCCCUGCUGGGAUUGGUUGUACAAAGCAUUUGAUUUUAUAUAUGGACACUUUGUAAAGCUGUAGUUGGACAUGCGUGCAGAAGGCAGAAUUUUAUCGUUCUUGCAGAGUGUCCAGAGGCUUUCGCAUAAGGUGUUAUUCCUCUUGUCUGUGGGCAUGAAAAUGACUGUGAGCACUGCUACACCGCAGACUUAAACUGUUUCAAUAUUCCAGCCCCCUUCCCCAUGGGCACUGUUUGGUGAGUUGGGAGGGGCUGGUGUUCUCUGCCACAUCAAACUACAGUUCUGUGAUGCGGGGGGCGGGGGCGGGGAGGAGCCUUGGCUCUAAAAUUGAUAUAAGCUUUAUCCAAGACUUGCCCUAGCUCAUGUCUGCAAAAUGUGAUAUGGGAAGUGUCCCUAAAUUUAAGUAUUAUGUCUCAGAUGCUCUGGUUAUCUAUAUAUAUAUAUUUUAAGUGUCCUGACCAAAGCACUGUUUCUCUUAUAUAGACAGUGUUUAGGAAAUAUAACUUAAUUUGAAUUUGCAGCCAAACAAAUAUUUGAGGACAAGCCACAAUUUAUUUU
Molecule: messenger RNA, 2043 nt
Organism: Gekko japonicus
Lineage: Eukaryota; Metazoa; Chordata; Lepidosauria; Squamata; Gekkonidae
Gene: KLF5
Product: Kruppel-like factor 5 (intestinal)
Exons: 3
Coding region: 16-1116 (366 amino acids)
Biological process (GO): regulation of transcription by RNA polymerase II
Molecular function (GO): DNA-binding transcription factor activity, RNA polymerase II-specific; RNA polymerase II cis-regulatory region sequence-specific DNA binding
Source: RefSeq, a predicted model, not a curated record